Molecule: messenger RNA, 3426 nt
Organism: Glycine soja
Lineage: Eukaryota; Viridiplantae; Streptophyta; Magnoliopsida; Fabales; Fabaceae
Product: copper-transporting ATPase PAA1, chloroplastic-like
Exons: 17
Coding region: 111-2936 (941 amino acids)
Biological process (GO): monoatomic cation transport; copper ion homeostasis
Cellular component (GO): membrane
Molecular function (GO): copper ion binding; P-type divalent copper transporter activity; ATP binding
Source: RefSeq, a predicted model, not a curated record
AUAGUGUGGACGACUUGCUAUUUAUUAUUUAGGAUAGGCAACUAGUACAAACUACAAAGCGUGGGAAGCGUGAGGACUCUUCUCUGUUCUCUUAAGUCCUUCCCAUUCCAAUGGAUUCUGCGUUCUCCAUCAACACCACCGCGCAAGUGGCGCUCUUCAGAGCGCUCCACGGUCAUCUCCACCGAGCUCCUCAACGCGCCUUGCUCCGCCGCAACCUAAAAUGCCUCGUUACUUCCUAUAACAGCAGCAGCAACUGCUGCCGCAUUCCGUGCUCUUUCGGCUCCGUGCCGUCGCCGUCCUCGCUUCGAUCCUUCCGCGGACUGCUCCCGCGAACGCCGCGCUGCAUUUCGAGCUCCGCGGCUUCCUUUGCUUCUCCUGCCGGCGGUGGAAAUGGCGGCGCUGGAACCGGCGACGGUGACGGAGGUGGCGGUUCUGGCGGUGAGUCUGGAGAUGCUAAUCUCAAACUGGUAGGAGACGCGUCUCAGGAGCUUUCCGCACUUUCGCCUGAUGUUAUCAUUCUCGAUGUUUCGGGAAUGGUAUGUGGGGGAUGUGCGGCGACUGUAAAAAGGAUACUGGAAAAUCAACCACAAGUGUCAUCUGCUAGUGUAAAUUUAACAACAGAGACAGCAAUAGUUUGGCCUGUAUCUGAAGCAAAAAAUGCACCAAAUUGGCAAAAGCAAUUAGGGGAGGCACUUGCUGAGCAUUUAACUAGUUGUGGCUAUAAUUCUAGCCUUCGAGACUCAACAAGAGACAACUUCCUCCAAAUUUUUGAAAGGAAGAUGGAGGAAAGACAUAGACAAUUAAGAGAAAGUGGUCGUGAGCUAGCUGUUUCUUGGGCUCUAUGCGCUGUCUGCCUUGUUGGCCAUUUCUCUCAUUUCUUUGCAGCAAAGGCACCAUGGAUCCAUGUAUUUCAUUCCAUUGGGUUUCAUCUUUCGUUGUCUUUGUUUACGUUGCUUGGUCCUGGCCGCCAACUUAUCCUUGAUGGCUUAAAAAGUCUUCUUAAAAGGACGCCAAACAUGAACACCUUAGUUGGUCUCGGGGCUUUAUCAUCAUUUACAGUCAGUUCAUUUGCUGCCUUGCUGCCAAAAUUGGGUUGGAAGGCCUUCUUUGAGGAACCAAUUAUGCUAAUUGCAUUUGUCUUGUUAGGAAGGAAUCUCGAACAGAGAGCUAAGAUUAAAGCAGCCAGUGAUAUGACAGGACUUCUUAGUUUAUUGCCACCAAAAGCUCGCCUUCUUUUGAACAAUGGGGAAACAGAGGUUGGCUCGGUUGUUGAAGUUCCUUCUGACAGUCUUUCUGUUGGAGACCAAAUUAUUGUAUUACCUGGAGAUCGUAUUCCAGCUGAUGGAGUUGUGAGAUCUGGUAGAAGCACUGUAGACGAAUCAAGUUUUACUGGUGAACCACUGCCUGUAACAAAAGUACCUGGGAGUGAGGUAGCAGCUGGGAGUAUAAAUCUUAAUGGAACUCUUACAAUGGAAGUGCAGAGACCAGGUAGUGAGACUGCUAUGGCAAACAUUGUUCGUCUAGUUGAAGAGGCACAAAGUAGGGAAGCUCCUGUGCAGCGGUUGGCUGACAAGGUGGCUGGACACUUCACUUAUGGAGUGAUGGCAACCUCUGCUGCCACAUUCACAUUCUGGAGUCUGUAUGGCACACACAUUUUACCUCCUGCUUUAUAUCAAGGACGUGCAGUUUCACUGGCUUUGCAGCUUGCUUGCAGUGUUCUGGUUGUUGCUUGUCCAUGUGCACUUGGGUUAGCCACACCUACUGCAGUGCUGGUUGGAACAUCUUUGGGAGCUAAGAGAGGAUUACUUCUUCGUGGUGGAAACAUUCUAGAGAAGUUUGCCAUGGUAGACACCGUUGUGUUUGACAAAACAGGGACCCUCACGGUUGGUAGACCUGUUGUGACAAACAUUGUCAUUCCUAUUUGCAUAAAAAAUGCAAUUUCAAGCCAAACUGAAGAAAAUGCUUUGUCUGAUGUUGAAGUUCUAAGGUUAGCAGCUGCAGUAGAAACAAAUUCAGUACAUCCAGUUGGUAAAGCGAUUGUGGAUGCUGCUCAGGCUGCUAAUUGUCAUAAUGCUAAGCAAAAUUUACAGGUAAAAGAUGGAACAUUCCUGGAAGAACCUGGAUCUGGUGCUGUGGCAACAAUUUAUGACAAAAAGGUUUCUGUUGGGACAUUAGAAUGGAUUACCAGGCAUGGAGUUAUUAACAGUAUACAUCAAGAAGUGGAGAAGAGUAAUAAUCAAUCCUUUGUCUAUGUUGGAGUUGAUGAUACUUUAGCUGGCCUAAUUUAUUUUGAAGAUGAGAUAAGGGAAGACGCAAGAGACGUUGUUGAUAGAUUGUCAAAGCAAAAUAUAGGUGUAUACAUGCUAUCAGGAGACAAGAGGAAUGCUGCUGAGCAUGUUGCGUCCCUUGUUGGAAUUCCCAAAGAGAAGGUGCUAUCUGAAGUAAAACCAGAUGAGAAAAAGAAGUUCAUAAAUGAACUACAGAAAGAUAACAACAUUGUAGCAAUGGUUGGUGAUGGAAUUAACGAUGCAGCUGCUCUGGCUUCUUCACAUGUUGGUAUUGCAUUAGGUGGAGGUGUCGGGGCUGCUAGUGAGGUGUCUUCUAUUGUAUUAAUGCGCAACCAGCUCUCACAGAUAGUUGAUGCCUUGGAGCUUAGCAGACUGACCAUGAAUACUAUAAAACAAAAUCUUUGGUGGGCUUUCAUAUACAACAUUGUAGGAAUUCCAAUUGCAGCUGGAGUGUUAUUUCCCAUAAAUGGGACUGUGCUAACUCCAUCAAUUGCAGGGGCACUCAUGGGGUUGAGCUCCAUUGGCGUAAUGACUAACUCGUUACUUUUGAGAUUCAAAUUUUCGUCAAAGCAGAAGCAAAUACAUAGCAUAUCGCCAAAGACCAAAAUCCAUGUGGCCCAAAAUCAGAAAACAAACCACCCUUAUUAGAUGUUGGAUGCAGGCACACAGCAACGCAAUGGAAAGGAAGUUCCCCUCCUGAUCUCGGGUCAGGUAGAACAUUACAGAAGUAUACACUUUUAACCUUUGAUUUGAGGCUAUCAAUCACCCAAGGAUGAAAAGAAAUCAGUACAGAUGAGAAUUUAGAUGUACAAAACAGAAGUGCAAGAAUCACACCAUAAAGUGAGAUGGGGUUCAAGUAACUGAUGUAAUGUAAGAGAAUAAAUUAGAUAACUCAUUGCUGGGGGAUACUUUAUUUGAUUCUCAAAGGUCUCUCUUUAGGAGCUCUCUUGCUGUCUUCUUUAAUCAUAAGCUCUGUGGCAGCUUUUCACUUAUGACAAGCCCAUUUUUCCGUUGGCCUUUUAUUGUUUAUAAAUUAGAUCUUAAAGUCUUGAUUCAUGUUUUAAAUGUCUUUCUAGUACAUGAAUCUUUGAAUUAGAACUAGACUUGUGUUGGGCUAAGAUCUGUUUAUAUUUCUGUA